AUCAUCCAUACCAUCAAAUCCUAAAGCACAUAACAACUGAAAAAAACAAACACCUUUCUAUCUUCUUUGUUUGGUUUGGCAAUGGAUCUAGCCAAACACACAAGACUUCAAAUAUUGGGAUGCAUACUCAUGGCAUCACUUGCAUUAACAAUGGCUGAUACACCCCCGGGUAUAGCCAAGAACCCAAGCAACGCAACAUGUAAGAUCAAGAAGUACAAACAUUGCUACAACUUGGAACAUGUUUGUCCCAAGUUCUGCCCUGACUCUUGCCAUGUCGAAUGUGCUUCUUGCAAACCCAUAUGUGGUCCCCCUUCCCCUGGCGACGAUGGUGGCGGCGAUGACAGUGGUGGUGAUGACGGUGGAUACACUCCACCUCCUACUCCUUCCGUGCCAAGCCCUACUCCACCAGUUUCACCACCGCCUCCAACUCCUACACCGUCUGUGCCAAGUCCCACUCCACCAGUUUCACCACCACCUCCUACUCCUACACCGUCCGUGCCAAGUCCCACCCCACCAGUUUCACCACCACCUCCACCUCCGACACCUUCUGUGCCAAGUCCUACUCCACCAGCUCCUACUGAUCCUAUGCCAAGUCCCCCUCCCCCAGUUUCACCACCGCAUCCAACUCCUACACCGUCUGUUCCAAGUCCUCCUGAUGUUACUCCCACUCCUCCUACGCCAUCUGUUCCAAGUCCUCCUGAUGUUACUCCCACUCCUCCUACGCCAUCUGUUCCAAGUCCUCCUGAUGUUACUCCCACUCCUCCUACGCCAUCCGUGCCAAGUCCUCCUGAUGUUACCCCCACUCCUCCUACUCCAUCUGUACCAAGCCCUCCUAUUGUUACUCCUCCCACUCCCACUCCACCUUCCGUCCCAACUCCUAGCUCUCCUCCUUAUGUUCCUCCGCCAUCAGACGAAGAGGAAGGAGCAGGUGUCAAAAGGUCCAGAUGCAAGAAGCAAGGCUCUCCAUGUUACGGAGUUGAAUACACUUGCCCUGCCGAUUGUCCCCGUUCUUGUCAAGUCGAUUGUGUCACUUGCAAGCCUGUUUGCAAUUGUGACAAGCCAGGAUCUGUUUGCCAAGACCCACGUUUCAUCGGAGGAGAUGGUCUCACCUUUUACUUCCACGGCAAGAAAGACUCCAACUUCUGCCUUAUCUCUGAUCCUAACCUUCACAUCAACGCACAUUUCAUCGGUAAACGUAGAGCUGGUAUGUCACGUGACUUCACAUGGGUCCAAUCCAUUGCCAUACUCUUCGGUACUCACCGUUUAUACGUCGGAGCCCUCAAGACUGCCACGUGGGAUGAUUCUGUCGACCGGAUUGCCGUCUCUUUCGACGGAAAUGUUAUCUCACUUCCUCAGCUAGACGGUGUCAUGUGGACUUCUUCCCCUGGAGUAUACCCUCAUGUCUUUGUCAGGCGAGUCAACGCUGACACUAACAACCUCGAGGUUGAAGUAGAGGGUUUGCUUAAGAUCGUAGCAAGAGUUGUGCCAAUAACAAUGGAAGAUUCAAGAGUCCAUGGCUACGACGUGAAGGAAGACGACUGUCUAGCUCACCUCGACCUAGGCUUCAAGUUCCAUGACCUUAGUGACAAUGUUGAUGGUGUUUUGGGACAGACUUAUAGGUCUAACUACGUUAGCCGAGUUAAGAUCGGAGUCCACAUGCCUGUGAUGGGUGGUGACAGAGAAUUUCAGACCACCGGACUUUUUGCACCUGACUGUUCAGCUGCAAGGUUCACCGGUAACGGAGGCAGCAACGGUGGCCGUAGCAAAUUGGAGCUCCCUGAGAUGAGUUGUGCCAGUGGCGUAGGCAAGGGAGUGGUCUGCAAGAGAUAGACACUCCUGAUUUUAUUACUACUAUAUAAUCUACUAUAUACCAUUAUACGAUUUGGUAAAACUAUAUAUAAUUAUAACUUAAUAAAAUGUGAAACAUGGU
Arabidopsis arenosa is the source of this 1930-nucleotide messenger RNA. The record is from the annotation of a GenBank genome assembly. NCBI's taxonomy places the organism in Eukaryota, Viridiplantae, Streptophyta, Magnoliopsida, Brassicales, Brassicaceae.